UUCUUUAUUCCUAUUUUCAUUGUUUUCGGGAAUCCUCUCUCUCUCUCUCUCUCUCUGCAUCACUGUCUGGUCGGCAAGGAAGCUUCAUAUGCGUGUACUGUCUGCUUAUAUCUAUGACAGUUGAAGCACAGGGCAGGGCCCCCAUUUUAGUGUUAACUCCGCCAUUCCCUGUUCGAGGAGUGCGUGCAGAGUUGGUUUAAAGUUGUGGGUUUACUUUUUCUUUUCUCCUUAGGGGAAGAUUCAUGAAAUUCUUUCGUGGGUUGUGCCGUUUCUUUCCAUUCCUCUGAUUUUUGGCUUCUGUAAUUCUGAAUGCACAAGGAAAGGUCGUGAAAUUGUAGCAGAAUAUGUUAUCCUGAUUGUUCAUGUUCUGUUAUCGGUUAAGAGAGCAGUUGCCGAGAGAAAGAGCAAACAGUAGAAGAAGUUUUUUCCAGUGCAAAGGCUUUAAUUGCCUUCAAAAUACAAUUACGAAUUACAUGAAUAAGUCUACAAAGGGCAUGGAGAAGGGCUUGGAUUACCAUUUAUGGCAUGCCUGCGCUGGUGGGAUGGUGCAGAUGCCGCCGGUUAACUCAAAGGUCUUCUACUUCCCUCAGGGCCACGCCGAACACGCCCACGGUAAUGUAGAAUUCAGGAACUUCCCAAGAAUUCCUUCCCAGAUUCUCUGCAGAGUAUCUGCCAUAAAGUAUUUGGCAGAUCCUGAGACUGAUGAGGUUUUUUCAAGAUUAAGUUUAGUGCCUUUAAGAACUGCAGAGAUUGAUUUAGAAGAUGAUGGGGUUCUGGAGAGGAAUGGGUCUGAGGUUUCAGAGAAACCAGUGUCCUUUGCUAAGACAUUGACACAAUCUGAUGCCAAUAAUGGGGGAGGUUUCUCCGUUCCCCGUUACUGUGCGGAGACUAUUUUUCCGCGGCUGGACUAUAGGGCAGAACCUCCGGUGCAGACCAUCCUUGCAAAGGAUGUUCAUGGGGAGACUUGGAAGUUCCGCCACAUAUAUAGGGGAACCCCCCGUCGCCAUCUUUUGACAACCGGGUGGAGUAACUUUGUGAACCAGAAGAAACUUGUUGCUGGGGAUUCUAUUGUGUUCUUGAGGGCAGAACAUGGAGAUCUGUGCGUGGGAAUUCGGCGGGCGAAGAGGGGAAUUGGUGAUGGACUUGAGUACCCAUCUGGAUGGAGCCCUGCAUCUGCAAGCUGCAGCCCACUCUGUGGUGGGUUUUCUGUUUUCUUGAGGGAGGAUGAGAAUAGACUAAUGCAAGCAAAUGGCAACGGGUGUUCGCAGGGAAGGGGACGAGUGAGACCGGAAUCUGUCAUUGAGGCUGCAACUCUUGCUGCUGCUGGGCAGCCAUUUGAGGUUGUUUACUAUCCGCGCGCAAGCAGUCCAGAGUUUUGUGUCAAGGUGGCGUCCUUGAGAGCUGCAAUGCAAAUCCAGUGGUGUUCUGGAAUGAGGUUCAAGAUGGCCUUUGAAACCGAGGACUCGUCUCGGAUAAGCUGGUUCAUGGGAACUGUAUCUUCUGUUCAGGUUGCUGACCCGAUCCAUUGGCCUAAUUCUCCAUGGAGGCUUCUCCAGGUAACAUGGGAUGAGCCAGAUUUGCUCCAGAACGUUAAGCGAGUCAGCCCAUGGCUGGUCGAGUUGGCAUCAAAUAUGCCUGCCGCCAAUCUUUCCCCCUUCUCGCCACCACUAAGAAAGAAGCUACGGCUUCCGCAAAACUCAGAUUUCUCCCUGCUUGGCCAACUUCCGGUGCCAUCUUUUUCCAGCAAUCUACUCAGGUCCAAUGACCUCUUGUGCUAUUUAUCUGACCACAUUCCUGGAGGCAUACAGGGAGCCAGGCAUGCUCAAUUUGGACUACCUUCAUCAGAUCUCCAUUUCAACAAACAACAAUCAGGUCAAUUUCCAAUCAAUUUCCAUCGGCUUUGUCACACUGCUCCACCCUCCACAUUCCCAAGUGAUGGCUUUGUGGGCAAUCCCAAAAAUGAUGAAAAUAUAUCCUGCUUGUUGACAAUGGGCAAUUCCACCCCGAGCACAAGGGAAAACAACAAUGCAAAGAAGCCCCGGUUAGUACUAUUUGGUCAGCCUAUACUUACUGAGCAGCAGAUUUCUCAAAGCUGCUCUAAUGAGACGGGCAGAAAUAGUUCAUCAGAUGGGAAUACUGAGAAGACAACAAACAUCUCUGUUAGUCUUGGCUCUGCAUGUCAUGCUCUGGAAAGUUCUGCAGAUGAAGGGGGGACCUGGUACAAAAAUCUCCAAAAAACCAAGCUUGGGUUGGAAACUGGUCACUGCAAGGUAUUCAUGGAGUCGGAAGACGUGGGUCAGACUCUUGACCUCUCAGUCCUUGGGUCAUACGAAGAGCUGUACAGGAAGCUCGCCGACAUGUUUGGCUUGGGAAGAGCAGAAAUGCCAAGCAGCGUGCUGUACCGGGAUGAGGCAGAUGCCAUUAAGCACACUGGAGAUGAACCCUUCAGUGAGUUUUUAAAGACGGCGAAAAGGCUAACGAUUUUAGCAGAUUCGAUCAGUGAGAAUAUGGGAAGGUAACUUCUCAAAUACAUAUAUAUGAAGGUAGAGAAAGAAUGACUUCUGUUAAAUGUACAGUUGAAUUACUGAAUCCAUCAUUUUGACUGUCACAAGUCCCUUUUUCUGGUGGAGAGUUGUGGAAGAAGCCUACUUCAUCCAAUUUUGGGGGUAUAGUAGUUUCAAGUCUUGUAGCUCGUCGUGGAAUUGAUGUCGGAAGAAGUUUCCGUGUUGUUUGUUUGUUCAAAUCUUAUUGGUCUUCCCAGAGUCCUGCAAGCUGUACAAAUACAAAGUCUUGUUAUUGCAUGAGAACUGGUCUGAGAAUUUUUAUAUGACCCAGCUGAUCAGAUCAUCAGUUGUGUUUUUUUUCACCUUGAAGGUUGGAAUUUAGGGCAAUUGUCUUUCAUUCUUAUAUUGUAAUACCCUUUUUGGGGUCAUGGGAAGUGGGAAAUCUUAAUUCAGUGACUCUUUUAUUUUAA
Messenger RNA from Malania oleifera, 2974 nucleotides. RefSeq names its product auxin response factor 16-like. NCBI's taxonomy places the organism in Eukaryota, Viridiplantae, Streptophyta, Magnoliopsida, Santalales, Ximeniaceae. The record is from RefSeq and is a predicted model, not a curated record. Bases 363 to 2519 code for a protein of 718 amino acids. The transcript has 4 exons. Gene Ontology annotation, molecular function: protein binding; DNA binding. Gene Ontology annotation, cellular component: nucleus. Gene Ontology annotation, biological process: response to hormone; regulation of DNA-templated transcription.